Spodoptera litura is the source of this 612-nucleotide messenger RNA. RefSeq names its product GPI-specific phospholipase A2-like PGAP3. Gene Ontology annotation, cellular component: endoplasmic reticulum membrane. Lineage: Eukaryota; Metazoa; Arthropoda; Insecta; Lepidoptera; Noctuidae. The record is from RefSeq and is a predicted model, not a curated record. Gene Ontology annotation, molecular function: hydrolase activity, acting on ester bonds. Gene Ontology annotation, biological process: GPI anchor biosynthetic process.
AUGUUUUUCUUGCCUAGGGAAAUUAUUUUAACUUCGCAUGUUAUCUACAGGGUGUUCUACAUGCGGAGUAAAGUAAUAAUGCUGGGGGCGCUGUCGCUGCCGGUGUUCUACUUCGUGAUGCACGUGUGGUACCUGUACUCCGGAUUUAUAAACUACGACUACAAUAUGAAAGUCAAUGUUUUCUUCGGAGCACUUGGGUCAGUGAUCUGGCUGGUACUGUCCUGGCACCAGUGGACGUUACGGCGGCGGUACGCGUGGCGUAUGAUGGCGUUCACGUUGCUGUCUGGCGCGGCGCUCGGUCUGGAACUGUUCGACUUCCCGCCCAGACACGGUGUCUGGGACGCACACGCGCUCUGGCAUUUGAGCACGGCGCCUUUACCAGUCUUAUUUUAUAGUUACGUGAUAGCUGAUCUACGGUACGUGGCAUCUAGUGAAUUGGACAAGUUUGCUUUCAAGAUGACGUGAGAGGAAGACCCUAUUUAUUAAUAGCUAAGUAAGCCUUCACUGUUUUUGUAUAUAAGUUUUAAAGUCAAUAAACAACUUGCAAUAAAUAAAGGUAACAACUUUUUUUAAGUAAAAGUGAGUGAAGUGAAGUGAAUUUACUUAUACCUA